UGCAGUUUAUGUCAAUAAAAUCGGAUAUUGUCAUAGGUAAGGUGACAUCUUCAAGGGAGUUAGGUGGAGUUGGCAGGUCUGUGAUUUGUUGUUAUAUUUUGUAUCACUAGGUAGAUUAGCCGAAAGGGCUUUUACAACAAAAAUCAAAGUAUUUUCUCUAGUGCAAAUCGUAUGGCGAUGUAUACAAUGAUAACGGAUGCCAUCACCCAGUACACUGGACUAUCACCGGCGGCGUUUUUCACCAUAUCGGCGAUGAUGGUGGUGGUGUAUAAAGUUGUCUCCGGCAUGUUUGUGGCGGCGGAUGACUACAUGGCUGUUAAACGUGAACAGGAAUACGUACAGCGUGAACCAGUCCAAGUAGGAAACAUCACGGAGGACGAAUUGAGACCUUACAACGGUUCUGAUCCUAGUAAACCCUUAUUGAUGGCCAUUAAAGGAAAGAUCUACGAUGUUUCUCGCUCCAGGAUGUUCUAUGGUCCUGGAGGACCAUACGCUUUGUUUGCUGGUAGGGAUGCUAGCCGAGCUUUAGCUCUCAUGUCAUUUGAGGCAUCUGAUCUUACUGGGAACAUUGAGGGUCUGAGUGCAUCUGAGCUUGAAGUUCUGGAAGAUUGGGAAGCUAAGUUUGAGGAGAAGUAUGUGAAGGUUGGGCAGCUAGUCUCAGAAGAAACAACAUCAACCGAUGUUACCCAGGAUCAGACUAAAGUAGAGUAGCUGCAUAACUGUAGAUCGUAUGUACCAUUUCAAAAAUAUAAUUGGUUUUAUGUGAAUACAAGAUCUAUGACACUUUGAAACUCAAUCUUGUGUAAAGAUUCUGUAACCUCAUUUUUGGUUUGUUGGAUAUAUAUACCUUUUUUUUUCUUCGUUAAACUUGAUAUCAUGCAUUUCAGGUAGUGUUUUGUAUGUAAUGAAAUGCUGCCACAUAAUGAUAUGAAGUAUUUACCACGUAGAAAAUACAAAUUUAUUGUUAUUUUUCAUGUUUUGUUUUUUCUCUUGCAUACUACUAAUAGAGACUGCUUUAAGCUUCAGAAUUUUACUACUUAAUUCACAUAUCUUAAAUCAAGUUGGUG
Messenger RNA from Lactuca saligna, 1067 nucleotides. The record is from the annotation of a GenBank genome assembly. NCBI's taxonomy places the organism in Eukaryota, Viridiplantae, Streptophyta, Magnoliopsida, Asterales, Asteraceae.